Molecule: messenger RNA, 627 nt
Organism: Helobdella robusta
Lineage: Eukaryota; Metazoa; Annelida; Clitellata; Rhynchobdellida; Glossiphoniidae
Exons: 2
Coding region: 1-627 (208 amino acids)
Biological process (GO): dephosphorylation; thiamine diphosphate metabolic process
Molecular function (GO): magnesium ion binding; thiamine triphosphate phosphatase activity
Source: RefSeq, a predicted model, not a curated record
AUGAUAGAAAUAGAGAAGAAAUUUGUAGUGAAUGAUGAAAUACUUAAUAAGAUGCUAUCAUUAGGAGCCAAGCUGAUCAAACGGGAAUCAUUCACGGAUGUCUACUAUGACACUGAAUGUCACUGUCUCACAACAAAAAAUUUUUGGUUGAGACAAAGAGAUGAAGUUUGGCAACUGAAGAGUCCUACUGGCCAUAGAACAUUCGAGGAAGGUUUGUUCAAUUCAUCAUACAAGGAAACUGAGAAAGAAGAUGAAAUCGUCAACUUGAUUGAGCCUGUCCUCAAUCAAAAGUAUUCACAAAACCAGAAAUGUGGUUUGGCAGAGUUUUUAAAACUGUGUAACUGCCAACCAUUUUGUAAGAUGACGACGCACAGACAGUCAUACAAACUACAAGACAAAUUUAAAAUUGACCUGGAUGUGACAGAUAGUGGAUACGCUGUGGGAGAAAUAGAGAUGAUGAUUAAUUCUGAAACAGACAUAGCAGAAGCAACAAAUAAAAUCGAGGAUCUAUCAAAAAAACUAGAACUCCCAAUCACCCAGGCUGUCAGUGGCAAGGUCAGCAGUUUUUUAAAGUCAAAUGAUCCGGAGCAUUAUAAGAAGUUGUUUAAUUUAAAAAUUAUAGCAUAA